Messenger RNA from Heterostelium album PN500, 993 nucleotides. Its product is annotated as SDR family NAD(P)-dependent oxidoreductase. The coding region runs from base 1 to 993 and encodes 330 amino acids. The record is from RefSeq and is a predicted model, not a curated record. NCBI's taxonomy places the organism in Eukaryota, Evosea, Eumycetozoa, Acytosteliales, Acytosteliaceae. The transcript has 4 exons.
AUGUACACUUUUGAGAUUCUGUUGUUGGCUGUCGCAACAGCAGUUAUGUAUUUUAUAAAUAAAUUUACUUAUUUUAUUUUCUUACUUUCAAUUAUAUAUUCUUAUAAACAUGUUAAAGCUCCUUAUGUUUUGAUUCCUCUUUUAAAAGUACAAAAUCUUCGAACAAAGUAUAAUGCUAAAUGGGCUAUUGUAACGGGUGCUUCUUCGGGCAUUGGCGAGUGUAUAUCUAGAAAACUAGCUGAACAGCAGAUAUCGGUGGUGUUGGUGAGCAACGACGAAGCUCGUCUUCAAGCGGUGGCUAGCGAUCUAAAGACACUCUACAAGGUCGACACACGUAUUGUCGUGGUCGAUCUGCGUGAGAACAACGAUGUUCUACUCAGAGAAGUCCGUAAAGCAACCGACGACAUCGAUGUCCAGCUGGUAUUCAACAACGCCGGCUACAUAGCGAUGGAGGGAUUCCACCAGAGCACGGUGGAGUCGAAACUCGACAAUCUCAAUUGCAAUGCAAUCAACGCCAUUCGGCUGACCGACCACUUUUAUAAGCGAAUGCUGCACUCGAAGCAGCGUGGAGCUAUCGUAUUCACGUCGUCGUCUGCCUCGGUGUGUCCAUCGCCCUACUCUGUAAUGUACAGCGCUGGCAAAGCACUGCUAACCUCAUUCGCAGAGUCUCUCUCCAUUGAGUCACGGCAACACGGCAUAGACAUACUUGCAAUUCAACCAGGUUACGUAAGAACCAAAAUAUUCGACCCACUACCAAAACUUGCAUUACUCAAUUUCCUAAGACUUGUAGCUCAAGAACCAGUGGAUGUAGUUAAUAUUAUGUUUAAGUGUGUAGGCAGACUCGGCAUGACUGUUGUUGACAGUGGAUUUUUUGCAUUCCUGUCAAAAAUGGCACGCAUUUUUUUGGGGGGAAAUUUAAUGACAGUCAUCAUUGCAUUCAUUGUGAAUCAUCUAAUGAAAGAUAUGGAACAAUACAGAAUUAUAAAAAUUUAA